GUGAAGAAAAGAAGAAGAAGAGGGAAAAGAAGAGAGGAGGAAGAAGAGAGGAAGAAGAGGGAGAAGAGAAGAAGAAGAAGUAGAGGAGGUGGCUGCAGCGAGGAGCUGUGGGGCGUGGGGAGAAGAAGAGAGGAAGAAGAGGGAGAAGAGAAGAAGAAGAAGAAGAAGAGAGGAGGAUAGCUGCGGCAAGGCUGCAGCGAGGAGGUGUGUGGCUUUGGGGAGGAAAAGGGAAGAGGAGAAGAAGAGAAGGAGAAGAAGAGGGAAAAGAGAGGCAGCUGCAGCAGCCAGGGCUGUAGCACCUCUGUUUCCCGCAGGUGGAAACAGAGGAGAGGAUGUGUGGGGCGUUGAGGAUGAAAAGGGAAGAAGAAGAAGAAGAAGAAGAAGAAGAAGAAGAAGAAGAAGAAGAAGAAGAAGAUAGCUGCGGCAAGGCUGCAGCGAGGAGAUGUGUGGCCUUGGGGAGGAAAAGGGAAGAGGGGAAGAGGAGAAGAAGAAGAAGAGGAAGAGAAAGAGGUGUGAUACCUCUGUUUCCUGCAGAGGAAACAGAGGAGAGGGUGUGUGUGACGCCGGGGAAGAAGGGGCUGCAGCUGCGGUGAUGGCAGCUGCAGCUGGAAGGGAAGAAGAAGAGGAAGAUGAGCAGGGGAGGAGGGAGAGGUUGCGGCCGUGGCUGCGGCCGCGACUGUAGCAGUUGCAGCGGGGAGAGAAGAAGAAGAAAGGAAGGAGAAGGAAGAGGAGAAGGGAAAGAAGUAGCUGCGGCUGCGGUUGUGGCAGCUGCAGCUAUGGCAGGGAAAGAGGAAGAGAAAAAGGAAAGGAAGAAGAAGGGAAAGGGAAGGAGAGGAAGAAGAGAGGAAGAGGAGAAGGGGCUACGGCUGCGGCGAUGGCAGCUGCAGCUGUGGCACGGAAAGAGAAAAAGGAAAGGAAGAAGAAGAGAAAGGGAAGGAGAGGAAGAAGAGAGGAAGAGGAGAAGGGGCUGCGGCUGCGGCGAUGGCAGCUGCAGCUGUGGCAGGGAAAGAGAAAAAGGAAAGGAAGAAGAAGAGAAAGGGAAGGAGAGGAAGAAGAGAGGAAGAGGAGAAGGCGCUGCGGCUGCGGUGAUGGCAGCUGCAGCUGUGGCUGGGAAAGAAGAGAAGGAAAGGAAGAAGAAGAGAAAGGGAAGGAGAGGAAGAAGAGAGGAAGAGAGGAAGAGGAGAAGGGGUGGCAGCUGCGGCAGUGGCAGCUGCAGUUGGAAGAGAAGUAGGAGAGGAAAUAGAGUAGCAGAGGAAGAAGAGGCUGCGGUUGUGGUGGCUGCGGCCAUGGCUGCGACUGCGACUGCGGCAGUUGCAGCUGGGAAAGAAAGGAAAGGAAAGGGGGAAAAAGGGGCUGCGGACGGGAUUGCGGUCGCAGCGGCAGCGACUGCGUAUGCAGCAGUUAUGUCUGCGAGAGAAGGGAGGAAGGAAGGUAGUGCGGUGGAAGGGGCUGCGAUUGUGGCAGCGGCGGCGGUUGUGGCAGCUGCGUUUGGGAAAGAAAAAGAAGGAAUGAGAGUAAGAGAGAGCAGGUGACUGUGCCUCGAUGUUCGACACGUGAUGUAGUUACGAAGAAAGGAAGAAAACGGGAGCACAAAACGAAACAGAGAGAGGACACGGAGGAAAAGUAGAAAGAUUGGACUGGCACCUUCCUUGGAUAUUCAGAUCAAAAUAUUUGAAAGGUCAGCUUGUCACUCUUCGAGAUGUUUGAUUUGGGCUGAGGCAGUGGAUAGCUAUUCAGAAUUAUGGGCAAGUCCUGUUGGUUGUUAUGCUAUUGUUGUAUAAGCAUAUUUUGUAUGUAAUGAAUUGUUCUGAUGAUCGAAAUGGAUAUACUGUGUAAAAGUGUUAGAAGAUCUCUCUUAUUUGGAAUUUCGGAAUGUUAAGUCUAAUUUAUGACGAUAUGAACUUGUGGUGAAUAGUUGGAGUUCUGAUUGUAUAAUUUAUUUAGCUUGUGGAUUUAUAAAUGUUGUUCAUGUUUGUCAA
Musa acuminata AAA Group (dessert banana) is the source of this 1979-nucleotide messenger RNA. RefSeq names its product vicilin-like seed storage protein At2g18540. The transcript has 2 exons. The coding region runs from base 630 to 1532 and encodes 300 amino acids. The record is from RefSeq and is a predicted model, not a curated record. NCBI's taxonomy places the organism in Eukaryota, Viridiplantae, Streptophyta, Magnoliopsida, Zingiberales, Musaceae.